AUGUCAGGCCUCGAGGUAGCGGGGGUUGUGCUCGGGGUUGUUCCGAUAGCGUUCAAUGCAGCUGUUGAAGCAUGGAGAACGUUGGACGAUACCAUCAGCUUUGACGACGACACAGAGGAUCUUGUCAUUCGUCUAGAGACAGUCAAAGCUCGCCUAGGCAUUUGGGCGAGCAAGGCAGGACUUGCCGAUGGAGAGCUCAUAGCGCCGUUGCACCCAGUAGAGGAGCUCCUCGAGCGGACCGUUCGGAGAAUCCGGGACCUUAUCUUCGAGAUCGAGCAGCAGGGAGAAAAGUAUGGCAUUGUAGUCAAACAACCAGGUGGACCAGACUCAAAAAGGAUGUCCGCAGCAGUCAUCCAGAUGCGGCGGAGCUUGAGUGCUAUCAUUACAAGCUCCCGGUCCAAAUCCAGUUUGGCAUUGCAGGUAGAGAAAGAAGUGUCAGCCCAGUCGAUGGCCAAACGAGCGGCAACCAGUGUCUCAAGACGGAUGUAUUGGGCCAUUCGGGACAAGAAGAAAUUUGAAGAUUUUAUCGACACGUUGGAAAAGCAUGUGCGAGGUUUACAAGACUUGACUGUUGACAAAGAUCGAAAAGAAAUUCAACAGGAAGGGACACGACUGGCGAUGGAGAUCGUGCGGAGCCUGUCGGAGCCAGAAGCCCUCCUCCGGCUGCAAUCAGCCACUGGAUGGGAUGAAGGGCUUUCUCAGAUUGAUGUGAGGUCUCUUGCGCAGUGGAAAGCCAUAAUACAGCAACAGAGAACUCCCACCACGGGUUUGUUUUCGGUGGAUGCUGAAGAUUGGAGUCUCGCCGGAAGCAGCACGGAUGAUCGGACCAAAACGCGAUUCUUGAAGCCAGGUCACCACGACUCGGAAAUGGCAUACUUAUUUGAGAAGAAGGAGUACGAUAUGAACAUCACUGACGAGCUCAAGGAUCUGGUCCGUGAAAGCAUUCGGAAACUGGUCUCCCUGCUCGGUGAGGUCAAUGCGCGGCGAAAAUUACACACCCUGCGAGCUGUGGGAUAUGUUGACGACCCAGAUUACCACUGCUGGUGGAUUGUGUUCCAGUUCCCGUUAGGCCCGGUUGAUUCAUUGCUGUCAGCCCAAAAUUCUCGUGCAAACGAGCCGCUCUCGCUGCACAGACUCUUUUUAUCGCCAGUGAAGCCACCACUCGAGGCACGCUAUCAGCUAGGCAAGCGCCUUGUUGACACGUUCGCCAGGCUUUAUGGCAGUGAGUGGAUGCACAAGGGCAUCAACAGCAAGAAUAUAGUGUUCCCACAGGUCUAUUCUGCAGGGUCAGCCCAGAGCGUUGCGUCCACGGGCAUUCAGACGGCGCUGGUUCAAGGCUUCAACUACUCUCGGCAGCUGACACAAGCACAGACUAUUGAUCGGGGAAAGGUGCUUAAUGAUCUUGAAUCGGCCAUCUACCGUCAUCCGUCCUACCAAGGUGAGGCAGCAUCUGGGUAUCAGGUGCAUUAUGAUAUUUACUCACUGGGUCUGGUGCUUCUUGAGAUCGCUCUCUGGAGCCCACUGAUGGAUUUGCUUGCGGCAAAGCAUCGCCCUGGGAAGGAGCCUCCCGUUGCACUUUCUCCAGACAUGGUUCAUUUUCACGAGUUGGAGGCAAUUGAGCUCAAGAGAAGGGUUAUGAUACGUAUCGCUGGGGAAUUGGCGUAUCGUGUAGGAACCAGAUACAAAGAGAUUGUAAGAUGGUGUCUCGACUUGCAGGGACCGGUCACUGCGGUAGAGUUUUACAACAUGGUGGCUAUCCCUUUGGACGAGCUUUGCAGUCAAGGUUAA
Molecule: messenger RNA, 1788 nt
Organism: Exophiala bonariae
Lineage: Eukaryota; Fungi; Ascomycota; Eurotiomycetes; Chaetothyriales; Herpotrichiellaceae
Exons: 1
Coding region: 1-1788 (595 amino acids)
Source: RefSeq, a predicted model, not a curated record